CAGACGUGUGUGAUCAGUGCUUAACGAGAGAUAGAGACAUGGCAGAAGUCGCUCCAGCCCCCGCUGCAACCGCCGCCCCGGCAAAGGCACCCAAGAAGAAGGCAGCCGCCAAGCCCAAGAAAGCGGGACCCAGCGUCGGUGAACUUAUCGUCAAGGCUGUGUCCGCUUCCAAGGAGAGGAGCGGUGUGUCACUAGCUGCUCUGAAGAAAGCUCUGACGGCCGGUGGCUAUGAUGUAGAGAAGAACAAUUCACGCGUCAAGAUUGCAGUCAAGAGCCUUGUCACAAAGGGUACCUUGGUCCAGACCAAGGGAACCGGCGCCUCUGGGUCUUUCAAGAUUAACAAGGCUGCCGAACCAAAGGCAAAGAAACCUGCAAAGAAGCCCACCAGUCCUAAGAAGGCAGUCGCGAAGAAGCCUGUUUCAGCCAAGAAGCCCAAGAAGGCCGUUGCGAAGAAGCCUGCUGUCGCAAAGAAGUCUCCCAAGAAGGCUAAGAAGCCCGUGGCAGCCAAGAAGGCGACCAAGAGCCCCAAAAAGGCGAAGAAGCCCGCAACACCCAAGAAGGCAGCAGCUAAGAGCCCUAAGAAGGUGGCUAAGCCCAAGGCAGCCAAGCCCAAAGCUUCAAAGCCUAAAGCGGCCAAACCUAAGGCAAAGAAGGCGGCCCCCAAGAAGAAGUAAACAUUUUCAGUAUCAUGUACUACAAAAAGGCUCUUUUAAGAGCCACCCACCUGUCCAUAAAAGCGCAUCACCAUUUUGUUUGCAGCACACAGUUGACGCAUAAGUCAAUUAGAAUUUGGCUGGCGCAUUGUCUUGAAACAAUGUAUCUGCUGUCGUUGACAGCAACGUGUAUGACUGAUUUGCCAUAAGACUUGUGCCGAUUGUCUAGGACUAACUUGUGUCUGGGUGAUUAUGAGUUAAGCAUGGCACAUUCGGUGUAGGCUAGUAGCCUACUUUUCAAUGCCAUCCACUAGCCCAUUUGUAAAAAGUAUUGUAGACGUUUAACUGAAAAAAUAUCUAAGACCAUUAAAUCUGCGCGCUUUUUUUCAGUAGCCUAACGGAUUACUAUAAUUGGCGCCCAAAAAGAUGACAGAUAGUCAGUCCCUCCUGGGGGUGGGGUGCACGAGCGUCAAAUCCGAAAGGAGAAAUGCCGUCUGUCGCGCGCUGUUUGGAUCACGCCACACCGUGUUUGUGACCAAUCAGUGCAAUUGAGAGGAGCGGAGCUCUGCUCCCCCAUAUGGGGCGGAGCUUCACGAGCUAUUUUAUCUGUGCAGUCUUUCAAAUAUCAUCGUUAAACCUACUCUACAGUAAGCAAAGGCAUUAUGAGUGGAAGAGGCAAAACUGUCGGCAAAGGCGAAAACCAGGUAAUCUCGCGCCGGUCUCCAGUUCCCCGUGUGUCGUGUCCAGACUUCUCCGAAAGGGCAACUAUGCCGAUCGAGUUGGCGCUGGUGCACCGCUGCCGUGCUCGAGUACUGCUGAAAUCCUGGAGCUGGCCUGUAACGCAGCCCGUGACAACAAGAAGACUCG
Osmerus eperlanus (European smelt) is the source of this 1520-nucleotide messenger RNA. RefSeq names its product histone H1-like. Gene Ontology annotation, molecular function: structural constituent of chromatin; double-stranded DNA binding; nucleosomal DNA binding. Gene Ontology annotation, cellular component: nucleus; nucleosome. Bases 39 to 674 code for a protein of 211 amino acids. Gene Ontology annotation, biological process: negative regulation of DNA recombination; chromosome condensation; nucleosome assembly. The record is from RefSeq and is a predicted model, not a curated record. The transcript has a single exon. Lineage: Eukaryota; Metazoa; Chordata; Actinopteri; Osmeriformes; Osmeridae.